This is a messenger RNA of Olea europaea var. sylvestris, 2721 nucleotides long. Its product is annotated as heat stress transcription factor A-4a-like. Bases 293 to 1384 code for a protein of 363 amino acids. The record is from RefSeq and is a predicted model, not a curated record. Gene Ontology annotation, biological process: regulation of transcription by RNA polymerase II. Gene Ontology annotation, molecular function: DNA-binding transcription factor activity; RNA polymerase II cis-regulatory region sequence-specific DNA binding. Gene Ontology annotation, cellular component: nucleus. NCBI's taxonomy places the organism in Eukaryota, Viridiplantae, Streptophyta, Magnoliopsida, Lamiales, Oleaceae. The transcript is spliced from 4 exons.
CCCCACCCCUCAGAUGCAAAUAUGUAUAAAAUCCAAAUGUCCCAACGAACCAACUGACUCUGGAGCCUUCGAAAAUCUUUCCCGUGACGGGUUCUUCUUCUUCCGUUCCCAGAAAUGAUUGCAGAUUUUGUUAGCAUUAGAAUGAUACAACUGCAAAAAUAUUGACACGACCUAAGUUUAGGGAUUUGAAGUGGUGAAUUGUGGAUGGUAAACAAAAUUUGAUUGGGGUUGUUUUAGGCCAGUGAUUUUGGUUUCUUUCUAUAUCUUCUGAUUGAGAUUGUUGGAUAAAUUAAUGAUGGAUGAAGCUCCAUCAAAUACAUUGCCUCCUUUUCUUGCAAAGACGUAUGAGAUGGUGGAUGAUCAUUCCUCGGACUCUGUUGUGUCCUGGAGUCAGAGCAAUAAAAGCUUCAUUGUUUGGAAUCCUCCAGAAUUUUCAAGGCUUCUUCUGCCCAGAUUCUUCAAGCACAGCAAUUUCUCCAGCUUUAUUAGGCAGCUUAAUACAUAUGGUUUCAGGAAAAUUGAUCCCGAACAAUGGGAAUUUGCAGCCGAGGAUUUCGUUAGAGGUCAGCCCCACCUUUUGAAAAACAUCCGUAGACGCAAGCCUGUUCACAGUCAUUCUUCAGUAAAUCUGGCUUCUUUACCCCCUUUAACUGAAUCGGAGAGGCAAGGAUAUAAGGAUGUUAUUAAGAGGCUAAAAAGUGAUAAAGAAUCAGUUCAUUUGGAAGUACAGAGGCACAAACGGGAUCAACAAGGACAUGAAUUACAAAUGCAGGGUUUGACAGAACGUUUGCAACAUGUAGAACAAAGACAUAAAAAUAUGUUGUCCUCUCUGGCUCUGACAUUGGACCAACCAGCUAUUACUUUAAAUGUGACGCCACAAGAGGAAAUUCAUGAUAGAAAGAGAAGAUUUCCCCAAAACAGUUACUUGUGUGAUGAAACGAUCAAGGAAGAUAAUCAUAUGGAAUCUUCUCAAAAUCCCACAGGAAAAAAUACAAAUAUGACUUCAUUUUUGAAUUUCAACAAUGAAUUAUUGGAGAACGUGGAGUCUUCUUUAAGAUUAUGGGAGAACAUAGUACUUCAUGUUGGUGAAGGUUUAGUGGAUCAUAAUACAUCAACAGAGUUGGAUGAAUCUACAAUUUGUGAAGAUGGCCUCACUAUUUCUUCCGCACAACUAAAUUCUGAUGUUGGGUCUAAGACCUGUGGGAUUGACAUGAAUUCUAAACCUGACACUGCCAUUAUUCCUGAGCUGCAACCUUCCACGGGAGAACAGCAACUUGGGAUGGCUACCAAUGUGCGAGCAGGUGCCAAUGAUGUAUUCUGGGAACAAUUUCUUACGGAAAAUCCUGGUUCAAAUAAUGUGUCCGAAUUUCAGUUGGAGAGGUAAGACACGGAUGACAGCAAAAAUGAAAACGAAGUAGUUGAUCAUGGGAAAAACUGGUGGAAUAUGAGGAGGGAAUAUGAGGAGUGUAAAUUACCCUGCAGAACAGUUGGGCCAUCUUACUCCAGCUGAAAGAACUUGAUAUAGUAGGUUGUGUGCUAUUCUUUUUGUUGGAUGCACUUUCUCAUAUCUAAUACCUUUUUUGAUUAGUUUUGUAGACAUUUCAUAUGCUGAGUUUACCAUUUCUGUGCAUAUUGUGAUCUUAAAUUCAGGGUCUAUAGACACUGGGUUCAGAUCAAACCAUACCUGCCUGAAGAUCUUGAUGAUGCGAUCAUGGUAUUCAUCACAAUUCAGUGUUAGGCAACGGGCUAAGUGUUCUUCGAGCUCUUCAGUGCUUCUGAUUCCUUUCUCUUUUUAGUUCUGCCUGUUUCUCUUUCAGAACCCUUCCAUAUGAUCUUCUUGAAUUUCGAUCAUUCUCAGGUUUUCUCCCUUGUGUUGUAAAUUCUGUUUCCCCAUUUAGAAUUCUGACCUGGUGUUGCUUUUCUUUCAUCCUGUUCAUGUCCAGAAUUGUCAAUGCAUCGAAUUCUUUCUAUUGGAAAUUUAAUCUCAUUAUCAGAAUCAUACGGAAAAGUAAUUCUUCCUGUACUCGUCCUACCUUGGAAUCUUUUGUUGCCAUACGAGAGCCUGCAAUAAUUGUCGUAAUCCAUGCUGCAGAAGGUACCUAUUUUGCAACUAGCAGGUGCUAAUGAACUUGGUGAUGGAAAAUCCCAUUUUCCUUUCUGCAUCAUCUUUGCUGAAGCAGGCUCAAAAGUGGCACUUUUUUCCCUCAAUUUGAAAAGCACAGAAAUGGGAAAAACCCCGCCUGAUUAAAGAUACAGACUUCUUUCUCCCCCACUUCAUUGUGAUUAAGGAAUCUUAAGUUAUUGUCAGAAAUUCGUCAGAUUAUGAGGUUGCUAGGGAAAAAGUGGAGAGUAGGAUUAGAAACAGGCAAUUAAGGGGAGCUGAACUACUACACGUACAGAUUCAUUUUGUCAGAAUGGUGCUAGAUUCAUACUUGAUAGGAUUUCAUUUGCUAUUGUAUCAAAAAUAUUUUUCAACGAUCCAAUCACAAAUUGUCAAGUAUGAAUUUAGUACCAAUAUGACAAAAUGGAUCCGUGAGGUUUUGUUAGUUAUUAUAAUAGAAUUGGCCUUAAAUCUUGUGCCAACCAGCUACUUUUUCUACUUUCUAGCUUUUGUGGACAGGCUGUUAUUUAAGGAACUGUCAAAUGUACUAGUUUCGGUUUGGAAAAGUACGGGUCCACCGUUCUAAUCCGGCUCUCUUGAUACAAAGACUUAUUUUUUGA